CAAGUAUUCUCUUCUGCGCUAUUCUUUCUUACAAUGUCUUUCCUUCCUUUUCUUUUCUCAAAUGCUGGGUGGGUCCCUCCAUCACUCACUUCACUUCAUAAUCAUAAUCCCAUUCUUCAAUUGCUUUCUUAUACUACUUGUGCUUCCUCCGCCUUUUCUUUUCUUUUCUCAGGCUGAAGUUACUGCACAAGUCAUGCCUAAAUCAGGUGGCAAGAGAGUGGUGUACGAAUGUUGGUGGGAAAUUAAAAGUAGUUACCAGUUUGGAGCAAAGCUAAUGAUAAAAUGUUUCAUACUCCUUAUCUUAUUAAGUUUCAGUCUUUCAUCCAAGGAGCCUGAUGUUGAAGGCGAAGCUUUGAUGGAGAUUUUAAGGACUCUCAAUGAUACUGGUGGUCGUAUAACAGAUUGGAAUGAUCAUUUUGUGAGCCCUUGUUUUAGUUGGUCUCAUGUCACUUGCAGAAAUGGAAAUGUCAUGUCCCUGUAA
This is a messenger RNA of Pistacia vera, 481 nucleotides long. RefSeq lists its product as uncharacterized. Bases 62 to 481 code for a protein of 139 amino acids. The record is from RefSeq and is a predicted model, not a curated record. Lineage: Eukaryota; Viridiplantae; Streptophyta; Magnoliopsida; Sapindales; Anacardiaceae. The transcript is spliced from 3 exons.